GGUUUUUCUCCACCCCUAGGUAUCAUGGAGAAUGAUGGAGGGGAGAUGUAUGAUAGAGGUGUUAUGAAAAGAAAGCAGCAAGGGCAGGUAAGAGUAGGAAAAGCUGAAGGCUUAGAGCUUUCUUUCUCAGGUUCUCUUCAUGCUUUUUUUCUCACUCUAGCCUUGGAAAUCUAUAAAGUUUGGAAUUUGAUGCUUCUCUAGCUGUUUGUGCGAGUACCCAUUUGGUGAAUUUGGUGUUUCUUCUCGAAUUUAAGCUAGCAUUUGAUUCUCUCGAAGGUACUGUCCAACACUCAAUUUAUGCCACACUGAAUACUGUGCCCCAUUUCAGUUCUUGAAUUGCUUCUGUAGAAUUCGAUGCUUCUUUGGUCUUUUGGGGGACACCCAUCUCAACAUUUCAAAAGGUUUUCAAGAACUUCCUUUUCUUAGUUAUUGAGGGGUCACUGGAUCUUGAAUCAAAGCUUGAUCUGAUCAUAUGCUUAUUUACUCAAUAAUUCUUCUCCAAUCCCCACUUUUAGUCUUCAUUCAUUGUUUGAAGCUUGAGGUCAUCCUCUUCCAUUGGGGUUUCAAUUUUCAAUUCAAUCAAUCACAUUGUUGUUUAAUUGAGUGGAGAAUGAGAAAGUUUUUGGUUUCUCAUGUAAGCUAAAGGAGAAAAAGGGAAUCAUCUUUCUUUUUUCGUUAGUCUGGUGAGCUGUUACUUAGCUAAUGCCAUUCCUUUGUUAUUGUCCACUUUAUACUCUGAAAGGUUCACUUUCUUGUCUGUGUGAAGCAUUUUUCUUUUCUCCAUUGCACUAGAGAAGGCUCGUAGCUAGGGUUUUCAAAAGAAAAGAUAAUUACCUGUUGUUCCAUAGAUUUUAUGCCUGAUACAUUGGAUUUCUGCUUUUACUUUGAGUGCUUGGGAUGCUGCAAUUUGGGGUUUCUU
This is a messenger RNA of Rubroshorea leprosula, 919 nucleotides long. Lineage: Eukaryota; Viridiplantae; Streptophyta; Magnoliopsida; Malvales; Dipterocarpaceae. The record is from the annotation of a GenBank genome assembly.